AUUCAGUUUUUAGUAUUUACACGCAAACGCCAUUGUCAUUGACACCUCCUUCUUCUUCCACUUCUCUCUCUCUCUCUCUCUCUCUCUCACAUUAUGGAGCUCAACAACAAAAAUGGCCAAACCUCCCCGCCAGACCCUAAACCAGACCUUGAAAAUCCCAACAAUGGCCAUUCUCUCUCUGCCCAACAAGCUCAACUCUUUUCUGAAGAUUUUGACAGCACUUGUUCUACUCCUUAUGUUAGUGCUCCUUCUAGUCCUGGCCGUGGACCCAUUAAUGGCGGUUUCUUUUAUAGUUGUCCUGCUAGUCCAAUGCACUUCGCCAUUACUACCACUGCUUCUUAUUCUGUAUCAGCUGUUUCAUCGCCUGAUAAUGGUGGCUCUGUGCCUAUUGGGUAUGAGUUUGAAUUCUCUGCUAGACUCGGGUCAGCUGGUUCAGGUCAAACAGGGUCCAUGAGUUCUGCCGAUGAGUUGUUCUUGAAUGGACAGAUCCGUCCUAUGAAGCUAUCUUCUCAUCUGGAGAGACCUCAAGUGUUGGCUCCAUUGUUGGAUCUUGAAAAUGAAGAGGAAGAGGAAGAGGAAGAAGAAGAGAUAGAAAUUAGUAAAAGAGGUAGAGAUCUGAGAUUGCGGGAUAAAUCUUUGCGUAGAAGAACCAGAUCUAUGUCUCCGUUAAGAAGUAAUUGUCCUUUUGAGUUCGGUAAUGACAAUGAAGAAAACAAGAAAGCAAACCAGAUCUAUGACUCCAUUAAUGAAGGAAGUUCGGUUUCUUUAGAAAAUAAUGAAGGUAUCAAGAUUGAAGAAAAUACAACUCCUUCAGUAUCUGCAUCUUCUUCUAGAUCAUCAUCAGCUGGAAGGAACUCAAAAAGAUGGGUUUUUUUGAAAGAUUUUCUUUACAGAAGCAAAAGUGAAGGAAGAAGUAAUAAUAAGUUUUGGUCUAAUAUUUCUUUUUCACCAGCAAAAGAAAAGAAACCCAUCAACACACCAACCAUGCAAGUUCCUGCUUCAAAAGAGAAAGUUACAACAAGCAAUGCAUCAACUUUGACAAUGGAGAGCCAAAAAGUCAAGGGGAAUGGUCAAGGGAAGAAGCCAGUUAAUGGAGUAGGGAAAAGAAGGGUACCAACAUCACCUCAUGAAUUGCACUAUAAAGCAAGUAAAGCCCAGGCAGAGGAAAUGAGGAAGAAGACUUUCUUGCCUUAUAGACAAGGGCUUCUUGGAUGCUUAGGGUUUAGUUCAAAAGGGUAUGGAGCCAUGAAUGGAUUUGCUAGAGCCUUGAAUCCAGUUUCUUCAAGGUAAAAAUCUAUGAUCCAGUUAAAGAAAUUGUAUAGAUCUUUAAUUAUUAUUAUUAUUAUUAUUAAUUUUAUUUUUUAGUGUAUUUUUAAGAUAAUUUCUCUCUGUAUUUAUUGUUGGGUGUUCUCUUUUUUUGUUGUUAAAAAGAGUAAGCUAAGCUAAGCUGUCCCUAAUCCACCAUGUAUUUUGUACUCAUAGGGUUGUUUAACUGUAAGCCAUGAGAAAAAAGCUCAAUCUAUUACUUCUGGUUGAGUAAACAACUUGCAUUAUUUGUUAUAUAGUGCCCUAAUUGGACU
Jatropha curcas is the source of this 1580-nucleotide messenger RNA. RefSeq names its product stress response NST1-like protein (DUF1645). The record is from RefSeq and is a predicted model, not a curated record. NCBI's taxonomy places the organism in Eukaryota, Viridiplantae, Streptophyta, Magnoliopsida, Malpighiales, Euphorbiaceae.